AUGCCCGCGCACAACAAGGCCGGUCUUCUCUUUGUCAACAAGACGGCCUCGUCCAAGUCCCUUUCCAACAGCAGAGGUGACCUCGAGGGGUCGCGCCAGAUCCACAAGCACGUCCAGAAAUCGCGCGACUACGAACAGGAGAAGGAGAACCGGCGCAAGUUGAAGAGGGCCAGGCUCUUUUCGCUGGGAUGGGCUCCUGUUUCUGUCGCUCCCAGGCAAACGCCCGCCUCGGCACCACUCUCAGACGCACCUCCUCCCAGCCCGGGGAUCCGUUCUGUCGCCCUUCGACCCCGCGUCCUGCAGCGCCGUGAGACGGGCUCUGAUUGCUGCACCACUCCCGAUGGAUCCAAGCAUGAUACUCCCAAGCAUGACACUCCCAAGCUCUCGCUUAUCAUGCCCGCAGCGGGCUCUCUGGAUCCAUUUGGCCAGUUCACGGUGCCCAUGAACCUCGAGAAGCAUCGCAUCCUCGAAUACUUCGUCCUGAGGUUCUUCCCUGCAGUGACGCGGAGCGACAUCGUCGCAUUCAUGGGCCAUCCUCGAGCAGCAUCAUCCAGUCCUGCUGUCCAAGUUGUCCGGCGAGCGUCGGCCGACGAAGUGCAUGUCCUGGCCCUUUUGGCCGCCGCUAGCGCUCGCAUGAAGUUUGUUGAUCGGUAUCAUUUUUCCCGAGCGGAUCUACCCGAGCGGUUGGCAGAUGCAACUCUGCGACUCCUGAGGAGCUAUCUGGGGCACGCACGACCAAUCACCCACGAGUUGGUGCAAAGCAUCCUGUAUUUGUGGGCAGUCGAGAGCUACCGAAGAAAUUGGGAGGCGGUGUGGACGCACGGGAAGAUGAUCAUGUAUCUCUGCAACCAGCAUCUCGGCGGCUUCCACAAUCUGAACCCUUAUAUGCGCCGGAUGCUCUGGCUUGCUGACCGUUUCCAGGCCGCUGCUACACAGAGUCCACCGUUAAUUAAGGAGAGGUGGGAGACCGAACGACUUACGCCCCAGCAGCAUACCUGUGCGGUAGCUGCCUUGCGCCUUGAACAUGGCAAGCAGCCAAUGGGUUGGGGUUUUACCGAGACCAACAGCGUCUUUAGCGAGCAUUUCCAGAAGCUGCUGGAUGCCGUCGUGGAGCUUUCUUGCGUCAUUCAUUGCCAUUGGAUCGGCGUCACUGAACAAGCACUCAUUCCCAAACAAGAUUGGGCUGUUGCUCGGAGCUAUUUCGUCGCAGACGAAUUAAUCAACUUCAGGGAGGACAUUGCUGGGGAAAGCGCCAAAAGCCCCAUUUCCGGGGAGCCGCAUCUCCAAGACUGCAUUCGGCUGGCUUUGAUUGUUUGGAUGGCAUUCAUACCGACAUGUGUUCCGUAUGCGGCUAGUGCGGCAAUCCUGGCCCUGCGUGCGGCUGUCGAUGCGAAACCUCUGCGGGACCGGCUGGGAAGGAUCAUUUCAAGCCGACAUGAGCAUCCGGCAAGUCUGAAGGAACAGACGAUGCUCUUGUGGGUCGCUGGCCUGGGCGCCGUCGCAAGCGAACUGGUCGACAAUCAAGAGUGGUUCGCGGUGCAGUUCCAGCGACUGGCAAAGAAGCUCGGGAUUUCCUCCUGGGAAGACUUCAUGCCAAUACAGGAGAGAUUCCUGCUGCUGGAACAUCUGAAGGCGGGCAAUCUCGUCAAACUGGAGUGGCUCUUACAGCGGGCCGUGCACGGCUGA
Fonsecaea erecta is the source of this 1686-nucleotide messenger RNA. RefSeq lists its product as hypothetical. Bases 1 to 1686 code for a protein of 561 amino acids. The record is from RefSeq and is a predicted model, not a curated record. The transcript has a single exon. Lineage: Eukaryota; Fungi; Ascomycota; Eurotiomycetes; Chaetothyriales; Herpotrichiellaceae.